Messenger RNA from Didymodactylos carnosus, 432 nucleotides. NCBI's taxonomy places the organism in Eukaryota, Metazoa, Rotifera, Eurotatoria, Philodinida, Philodinidae. The record is from the annotation of a GenBank genome assembly.
AUGGGCACAGAAAUCACUUCAGAUUGGAUUGGAUUUGCAACCUUUUCAAUUGUUAGUGUUUCAGCAGAACGAGAAGCAUGGAAAUGGUCGAAGAAUUUGAAUAAAAGUUUAAUAUUUCAUUGGCAUGCACGACCAUUUCUUGUCCCAUCCUCAUCUCCUGAACACAUGGAUUCCUCAACAUGGUUACAACAGUAUCAUUUCAUACCAUGUUCGAGUUUUAAUGAAUUUUCGAGAUGGUUGUACUCAGGCAGGCUAGUCACAAUAUCAAUCAUGUGUGCAUGUGAAACAAAUUUAAAGGAACACGUAUGUAAACAUUCUGUUGGAUUGAUGAUUUAUUUUAAUUACUAUAUUGUAUCUGAUCCAGGCAAAAUAGAAGAUUUGGGAAAAAGACGUGGACGUUCACAGAAGGCGACUCCUGCAUUGAGUCAUUAG